AUGUCGAACUUACGUCCGGAUCCUCGCCCUCUGCGCUAUCCUACAGCACUGGGGUCCGUCUCCAGCGCAGAUCAGCAAAGGAGCCAUGCGGAUUCUCGAGAGUCUCGGCCCGCGCUGGCCCCACCACAAGAUCUUUGGUUGCUGACUGACCAAGAGGGCGAUCUGCCGUGGAUUCGCACCCCCUUCCCAAGCCUCUUCACUCCUAGGUACGGGACUGCGCAGACUGACGAGUCAGAGGCGGAGGAGACCAAGACGAUCAAGAAUGUUCCUGUGGGAGCGCUGGCGGAUAAGACCUCUCCGGCUGCUCAUACAGAUGAUUUUGACAUGGACAUGACCUACGAAAGCGACAGCAACGCUGACACCGUCAGAGCCAACAUUUCUCCGAGACGCGAUCCCUCUCCGGACUCUGGUGGCGAGAGUUCAGACUGGGAUGUCGAGGAUGAAAGCGGAAGCGACACCGAUCCUGUCAGCGGCGGGUCCCCUCUGUUGCGCGAUCACUCCCCUGACUCCGGCGCCGGGGACCGUGACAUCGACCGCGACAUCAAGUUCGAGCACGAACGACACACCGGCGGGUCGCCCAUGACAGGCGAUCCCUCGCAAGAGGCCAGUGACCAUGACAUGAACUGGGAGGAAACCCAUGAAAGCGAGAGCGAUAACGACACUGCCAUGGGCGGAAUCCCUCUGACCGAUGGCUCUUCCCCUGAAUCUGGUGCAGAGGAUUCUGUCGGCGACACGGAGUACGAAAGCGACGGCGACCAGUCUACCGACAGCGAACAUGGUAAGGUUGACUGGGGGAAUGAGCCCAGCAGUGAGCGUCAGCAGGACCGAUCACUUGUCCCGCUUACUUCUGCCGAUGAAGCUGAAGGCUCGAACUCAGGAAUGAAGUCCACUGCUGCACUGAAGAAAGGCUCUAAAUGGGUACCCUCAAUACGUGCACAAGAUCAGCGCAUUUACCUUCGCCGCGAACGCAAUGCAAUGCUGGAUGUUCUGACGGAUCGCGGAAUAAAGCGUACCGCAGCGGUCAACGGCCCUACGAUCCCCAUCGCAUACCUAUGGGAACUGGCGGAGCUCAUGGGUGCGGACUCUGAUCCGCAGCUAUAUCAAGGACAUGCGAUACACAUGACACGGUCAGGUAAUUCUAGAUUACCGCACUACUCUUUGCUGCCUGAAUCUAGCAUCCCCGCGGAAUUCAAGGACACACGACCCUUACGCCAAAGGAGACCGGGCCCCGAAAUUUCCGAUACUCUUCCCGCAAGUCAUCCACGCCCAGACGCUUACAACUCCAGGCAAAUUGAUUGGAGCAAAAGCGCUAGGAAAGCUACCUGGUCCGAGGUUCCUGGAGCUUCAUCCGUCAAGAAGCUGCCCAUCAGUUGCACGACAACGAAGAAUCGCCAGCUCCGUAAGUUGCUCGAGAUGUGCAAGGUCUUGGAAGGAAGAGGCAUACGCUGUACCUCCAAAACCAUAUCGCCAGGCAUGACAGUACGCUUCCUGAGAGAUACCCUCAACAGGACUAGACCGGAUAAUCCGGAGCUGAAGGGAGGAUCAGCCAGGGGGUUCGUCAUCGAUGAUCCUGCGCCCUCACGCGCUGCGUCCAAGGCUAUUCUGCUGGACUGCAGACUAUCCAGGCUUCCCGGUACCGAUAGGACAUAUUUCCUCCUGACCGCUCGAUGGAUGAGACCGUUCCUGGAGGAAGACAAGCUCAAGGGCCGUGCGACCUGA
Molecule: messenger RNA, 1719 nt
Organism: Dioszegia hungarica
Lineage: Eukaryota; Fungi; Basidiomycota; Tremellomycetes; Tremellales; Bulleribasidiaceae
Exons: 1
Coding region: 1-1719 (572 amino acids)
Source: RefSeq, a predicted model, not a curated record